This is a messenger RNA of Apodemus sylvaticus (European woodmouse), 1141 nucleotides long. Its product is annotated as ankyrin repeat domain-containing protein 26-like. The transcript is spliced from 8 exons. The record is from RefSeq and is a predicted model, not a curated record. Bases 1 to 1008 code for a protein of 335 amino acids. NCBI's taxonomy places the organism in Eukaryota, Metazoa, Chordata, Mammalia, Rodentia, Muridae.
AUGACCUUGGGACAUGAGGGUCACUCACAGAGGUCUAUAAUGGCCACCCUUGAAAAUUUAGAAUUAAAUGAUGCAGCAAGCCUCCAAGCAGAGGAGAAUGAAGAGCUUUCAAGAACCCCGGCUCAAGAAGAACAGUUUAAGUUGUACCUGUCACUGACACAGAGUUUGCAUGAAAUGAGAAGGAGAAAUAGGGAACUAGAAGAAGAAAUAGACAGGUAUAUGGACCUGUGCACAAUGAUGGAGGAGGACUCAGAUGGACAUCAAAAUGGAGAGUUUUCAGGUUAUAAUGCUUCAAGUACAAGUCACUGCGAAGAGGAUACGGUACUGAAACUAAGAGAGAAGCUUGAAAGUAUGGAAACAAAACUACAACAAGAAUUAAUCUGCUGCCAAUGCAAGGAAGAUGAAAAUAAUCUUUUGGAGCAGAAAAUAGCAGAAAGGAAAGCAGCCCGGGAGAACCGUGAAGCGGAAGAGGGUAGAAUAAAGCAGCUUGAAGAGAAAAUACUCAGCCUCAAAGCCGAUAUGGACAAGAACAUGGUAGAGCGAAGUGAGGUAGAAAAUCAUAAGAAAGCCAUUGAAGAGCAAGCUAGGAGUCAACUCAUGGAAAAAAUAAACCAAGAGAACCAAGUCUUACGGGAACUAGCUGCCUCUGAGCAACAGAAAGAUCAGGAAAGACAGGAUUACAUCAUGUCACUGGAGCAUAGAUAUAAGGAAAUUGAACUUGAGAUUGUGGAAACAAAAUCUCGUGCAAUUUCUGUGAAAGCACAACGGAGAACAUUUGAAGAAAAAUAUAGAGCAGAAUUGCAACUUGGAGAACGAUUGAAAUAUGAACUUGAAAAUAUUUACAGCAGUAUUGUGGAGUUACAGAACACCAAGUCCAGGCUUGCCUCUGAGAGAAGGAUGAACAGGCUGUCGCACAUCCACACUCACCACAGAUCUGUCUCAGAGGGAACCAGUGACAGCAGUCUUCAGAAUAUCUUUGGGUUCAACAGCAUAGGGGCCACGAUUUAAGUCCACAUUCAAGAAGGAGAGCUUGGUGGGAUAGCUUAAUAAGGCAGGGCAAUGGUCUAAGCAUUUCCAAGGCAUAAAGUUGGUCCACUUCAAACAAACCUUGAAUGAAUGUGAAAUUGUUAAAUAUGUCAUA